Messenger RNA from Oryzias latipes (Japanese medaka), 2751 nucleotides. RefSeq names its product splicing factor 3a, subunit 1 (gene sf3a1). Gene Ontology annotation, molecular function: protein binding; RNA binding. NCBI's taxonomy places the organism in Eukaryota, Metazoa, Chordata, Actinopteri, Beloniformes, Adrianichthyidae. Gene Ontology annotation, cellular component: catalytic step 2 spliceosome; U2-type prespliceosome; U2 snRNP. Gene Ontology annotation, biological process: mRNA cis splicing, via spliceosome; regulation of alternative mRNA splicing, via spliceosome. The record is from RefSeq and is a predicted model, not a curated record.
UAUAAGUACUUGUUGACGUGAGGUCUCCUUGGCAACAGUUAACUCCAAGUCCCACAGUUCUUAGCGGAUAUUUCCGGAAGUAAUUGGCCGCCAUUGCGUUAACGAAAACGAGACGCGUGUUUUCAGGUAAAAUUGGUGAUUCGUUAAAAAGACGCAGCCAUGCCGCCCGGGCCUGUUCAAAUGGUUCAGCCUGAGCCUAACAACAAGAAUGAUACACCUCCGGAGGAAACUCCAGCCACUAAACCUAUUGUUGGCAUCAUAUAUCCUCCUCCUGAGGUCCGUAAUAUAGUUGACAAGACUGCGAGCUUUGUUGCCAGGAAUGGGCCUGAGUUUGAAGCAAGAAUCCGUCAGAAUGAGAUCAACAAUCCAAAAUUUAAUUUCCUCAACCCCAACGAUCCCUACCAUGCUUACUACCGCCACAAAGUCAAUGAGUUUAAGGAGGGCAAAGCUCAAGAACCGUCCGCCGCAGUGCCCAAGGUUAUGCAGCAGGCUAUGCAGCAAUCUCAGCAGCUUCCACAAAAAGUGCAGUCCCAGGUGAUUCAGGAAACUGUGGUCCCCAAAGAACCGCCUCCAGAGUUUGAAUUCAUAGCUGAUCCUCCAUCAAUCUCUGCAUUCGAUCUUGAUGUUGUGAAGCUCACUGCCCAGUUUGUUGCACGAAACGGCCGUCAGUUUCUCACCCAGCUCAUGCAAAAAGAACAGAGGAACUACCAAUUUGACUUUUUGAGACCCCAGCACAGCCUUUUCAACUACUUCACAAAACUGGUGGAACAAUAUACCAAGAUUCUGAUCCCCCCAAAGGGUCUGCUGGCCAAACUAAAGAGAGAGGCUGAGAAUCCAAAGGAGGUUAUGGACCAGGUGAGAUACCGUGUUGAGUGGGCAAAGUACCAGGAGCGUGAGAGAAAGAAGGAGGAAGAGGAGCGAGAGAAGGAACGCGUAGCCUAUGCUCAAAUUGACUGGCAUGACUUUGUCGUGGUGGAGACUGUGGACUUCCAGCCCAAUGAACAAGGCCACUUCCCCCCACCUACCACUCCAGAGGAGCUUGGUGCUCGAAUCCUCAUCCAGGAGCGCUAUGAGAAGUAUGGAGAAAGUGAGGAGGUGGAGAUGGAAGUUGAGAGUGAGGAUGAAGAGGAUGAACGGGAGAAACGAGCCGGAGGUCAACCCUCACAGCCUGACCAAGACACACAAGUGCAGGACAUGGAUGAGGGAUCAGAUGAUGAGGACGAUGGAAUUAAAGCUCCACUUCCACCUGACAACCCCAUGCCACCUCCUCUGCCCCCGACUCCAGACCACGUCAUCAUUCGAAAAGACUAUGAUCCCAAAGCCUCCAAGCCUAUGCCCUCAGUUGCAGCUCCAGAUGAGUACCUCAUUUCACCAAUCACUGGUGAGAAGAUCCCAGCCAGCAAGAUGCAGGAGCACAUGCGCAUUGGUCUGCUGGACCCACGCUGGCUGGAACAAAGAGACCGCAGCAUCAGGGAUAGACAGACAGAGGAUGAAGUCUAUGCUCCUGGUCUGGAUAUCGAGAGCAGCUUGAAGCAGCUCGCUGAGAGGCGUACUGAUAUCUUUGGUGUUGAAGAGACAGCCAUUGGUAAGAAGAUUGGUGAAGAGGAAAUCCAGAAGCCAGAGGAGAAGGUUACCUGGGAUGGCCACUCUGGAAGCAUGGCUCGCACCCAGCAGGCAGCGCAGGCCAACAUCACUCUACAGGAGCAGAUCGAAGCUAUUCAUAAGGCCAAAGGCCUGGUUGGAGAGGAUGACACUAAAGAGAAGAUUGGUCCAAACAAGCCAAGUGAAAAUCAUCAGCCUCCCAUGCCCUCUUCUGCAGUCAACUUACCCAAACCCAGCCCCCCAGUCUCAUCUGUGCCUCGACCCCCUGUUUCUAUGGCCCCUCCGGUGCGGACCACUCUUCUGUCUGCUGUGCCGGUGCUUCCAAGGCCUCCUGUGGUGCGCAUUACCCCAGGCCAAGUUCUCACAUCAAUGCCUCCCAUGAUUCCUGGCCCACGCAUCAACGUUGUUCCUAUGCCACCGUCUGCACCUCAUGUCAUGGCCCCCAGACCACCUCCCAUGGUUGUUCCUACAGCAUUUGUUCCCGCUCCUCCAAUGCCUCAACCUCCAAGCGCUGCUCCAGCUCCCCCCCACCAUCCACCCCCACCGCAUGAAGACGAGCCAUCCAGCAAGAAGAUGAAAACGGAGGAUAACCUCAUGCCAGAGGAGGAGUUCCUUCGUAGAAACAAGGGUCCUGUGGCUGUAAAGGUUCAGGUCCCCAACAUGCAAGACAAGACUGAAUGGAAGCUGAAUGGGCAGAUUUUGAAUUUCACUGUUCCUCUCACAGACCAGGUGUCUGUAAUUAAAGUCAAAAUCCAUGAAGCCACAGGCAUGCCAGCAGGAAAACAAAAGCUACAAUACGAGGGAAUUUUCAUCAAAGAUUCCAACUCUCUGGCUUACUACAACAUGAUGAAUGGUUCAAUCAUUCAUCUGGCUCUGAAAGAAAGAGGUGGAAGAAAGAAAUGAACUGUUACUUCAAAAAACAAAACAAAAAGUGUCGUUUGUGUUUUUCAGUUUAAUUUUGUUGAUUAGUUUUUGUUUCAGCGUAAAUUUUGAAAUGAUUAGUCUUGGAUAUCUGUGUAAAGUCAUGCUCCUGUAUAGAAUUGACUCAAAAUUUGGUUCAUCUUAUAAUUUGUUUUUAAAUAACAUUUGAGUUACUAUUUGGGGAACACCAUGUAUGUCUCACCCAUUGAAAUAAAAUUUAAAAUGACA